AUGGAGAGCAAUAUUUUGAAAUAUGUGGAUGAUCUCCAGGCAGAUGCAGACAAAUAUCUCGAUGCGAAAGAGAGAUUAGAGAAGCGAUUGGACAGGCCAGUUCUCAUAUCUCUUCACUUCGUAUAUAGGGAUGAAAUGCCCGCCGAGGCGGAAGAAAUCGCAUCUAAACACGGCCUGGCUCCCUAUACCCAUAUGGAAUCGGAGUUGGAAUGUUUUCCCUGGAACUUGAGUACCAUAUUUGGAACCCAUAAUGAAGCAACUCCUGAUCAAUUAAUACCCUUGUUUAGGACUCGAAGAGAAAAUACUUUGCGCGGCCCUCGAAUGGCGAAUCUCUACCCGCGGUAUGGUGACGAUGGCAAGCCCGUUGAUUUUCAUUUCCUAGAGAACUAUCACCAUCGAACGAUCGAGCGUUCGAACUGGACACCUUGGGAGAGCGAGACAGUAUGGUGGCCGAAUAUCGUCGUUCGCCUCGGAGAGGUAUAUAAUGUCAUGAACAAGAUCGGCGAGAACAGCCCGAUUGGCGAGAUGAAGUUCUUUGGCUUUCUAUCUCGGCCAUAUAUUCACCUUCAAGAGUAUUGGAUUCUGAUCCACGACAAGAGUGUCGGCGUACCUGAAGGUAUCGAGACGUCUCAAUAUUGGGACGAAGAGUUGGGAGACAUCGACGAGGCAUAUGAGAGUCAAGAACUCUAUAUAAAAGAAGCAAUAGACAUUUACGAGCAGCGAAUGGGGCGGGACGCGAUCAUGAAGACCCCUGAAGACCUCGUUGCAGUUGACGAUGUGGAGACGCUCAGCGAUCGCGACAAACGGAGACUCCGAAAAGUAGCCCAAUGUCUGAGGAAUUGGGGCGCCCGCGUCCCAGUUAUACCUCGCGUCGUGAGAUGGGCUGUCCAGGGCGAAAGGAAUCAUAAUAUGCCUCCUACUAUCUUCGAAAUUGUCGAUCAACUGAACCCGGAACGGUCUUGCAAUCAUAUAGGACCAAGGACAUUCCCCGACAUCACAUUCCAUUGA
This is a messenger RNA of Annulohypoxylon maeteangense, 1008 nucleotides long. RefSeq lists its product as uncharacterized. The record is from RefSeq and is a predicted model, not a curated record. The transcript has a single exon. Bases 1 to 1008 code for a protein of 335 amino acids. Lineage: Eukaryota; Fungi; Ascomycota; Sordariomycetes; Xylariales; Hypoxylaceae.